Colletotrichum spaethianum is the source of this 531-nucleotide messenger RNA. RefSeq lists its product as uncharacterized. The record is from RefSeq and is a predicted model, not a curated record. Lineage: Eukaryota; Fungi; Ascomycota; Sordariomycetes; Glomerellales; Glomerellaceae. Bases 1 to 531 code for a protein of 176 amino acids. The transcript has a single exon.
AUGUUUGAGCGCAUGUACCGGCCAUAUACGUCGAUUAAUAACGUCCUGGUGGAGAAGGGUGCCGAAUUACUGGAGAAUCAAGGAAGGGCAUUUGACCAAUUGGCAGAAAGGUUCAGCAGCCAGAUACCGGAUAAUGUUUUCACACCAGCACAACUACAGGGCUACCUGCUUCAUCACCGGAACUCGCCUGAGAAAGCUGCUGACUGCAUCCUGACAUGGGUUGUUCAGGAGAAGGCGAUCAUGGACGAAGCACAACGACGUAUGAAGGCAUCAGCGGAGCGUAGAGCGAAGAAGAAGGCAUUGAAAAGGCUGAAGGCGUUCAAGACUCUAGCUCCGGAUGUAGAGAACGAAGAACCCCACAAGGAGAGUGAAAACGGAGCGGAGAAUGCGCAGGCGAGCAAAGCCCCAAUGAAGCAAGCCAAGGACUCCCAGAAUAAGCAUUACAGCGAAAACCCCGGUACGAAGCAGACGGAAGAUGUAUCUGAUGUUGAUACCCAUCAGACAGAUAUUGAUGUACCAGGGCAAUCAUGA